ACCUUGCUUGCCAUCAGCUCAACGACGUUGACGCAGUCAUGGCGCCAAUAGGUAAAGCCCCUCUCAGGGCGGCAGCAGCAACAUCGUGGCGAACUCACCUCGCGCCAUGCAGAGUAGCCUCUUCCUCCUUCGCUACUACCUCGGCGCACCGCCUCCCACCGGCCCCACCGGCUGUGUCCAGCAAUGCCUCAAUGAUCAUGGCAGACGAGGCUCAGCUGGGUCGUCACUUCUACCUCAAUCGCGCCCUCGAGCACUGGGCAUCACGAUCGACCACAAAGAUGACUCUCCGAGGGCUCCUCUUCUUUGGCAAGUCCCUCGGUAGAGACCCAGAGAAGAUCAUCAAGAGCGCAAACUACGUUCGUGAGGAGCUGCCCAUCAGGAUCGCAAAGAGGAUCAGAGAUAUGCAGGAUCUUCCCUUUGUUGUCAUGACCAAUGAGCAUUUGGAAAAGGUCUACCAGCUCUACUGGUCGGCAUUCGAUCGAUUCAGGCGUUGGCCGGUCAUCACGACGCAUGAGGACAAUGCCAAGUUUAUUGCGCUGCUCAAGGAGUUGCUCAAUUCGCACCUUACCGUCAUUCCCUCACUCGCGUUGGGAGUCGUCGAAGUAUCAGAACAUCUCCCCCCUGGCCAGCUCGAAGGCUUCAUGCUACGAAUGCUCCGCAGCCGCAUCAGUCGACGAGUGCUGGCAGAGCAGCAUAUCGCUCUGAGCGAGGCCCUCGACGAUCCCUUCGCCUUCUUCUCCCCCGAGCCCUCCUUGGGUGAACCCGCCCUUCCCGAGACGAUAGGCAUCAUUCGUACUCACCUUUCGGUCCGCGGGAUCAUUCGAGAGUCCAUCUCUCUCCUUCAGACCGUCUUUGCCCGCGAAGCUGGGCUGUCAGUAGAGGAGGCCAUCCGCACAAAGGCGGUGCCGGAUGUGGUGGUGGAUGGGGAUCUUGAGGCGCGCGUCUCGUACAUUCCGGAGCAUUUGAGCUUCGUGGUAUUUGAGCUGGUCAAGGAUGCCAUGCUGGCUGUCAUGCGCUUCAAGCCGGAGGAGAGGGAUGAGAUUCCGUUGAGGGUCACCAUUGUGGAGGGGCCACCAGAGGAUGAUAUGAUCAUUCGCAUUUCCGACUGCGGUGGCGGAGUGUCGGAUCUUGUAUCCAGACUGGCAGCAGCAGCGCCGACUGGGGCAGCUGCGGCUGCGAGGGCAUCGCAUCGGGCUGCAUCCUCCGCUGUUCCCACUAUGCCGGCCACGACGGUCGGCAAGGGCGAGGGAGCCGUCGCCUCUUCCUCUACUACGGCCUCGCCCCUCUCCUCUCCGCCAUCCUCACCCGGCCAAGACCCUAGCAGCGACGCCUCACCACCCACCCUCGACCAGACACCGCACCACUGGCCAGCAGGCGCCAUCAGCCCUGUGAGGUCAAGUGGCGUCUCAUCGAACCUGACCGACGUGCUCUGCUCCUUCAGCAAUGUCAAGCAACGCCUCGAGCUCGAAGAGGAGGCAAGGCGAGAGAAGGGAAAGAUCGAGCAGGUCUUACGUGGCGAACGCGGCGGCAUGAACGAGAGACCGAAUGCAGCAACCUCUCAGGCGUCUUUGGCAGAAGAAGGACAAGAAGAGGAGGACAGCGACGUCCAAUCUUCCGGCUCUACCUCAUCCACCCUCCUCGGAGCAUCAGCUCAAGCAGGCCUCGGCUCACGCUCCAAGCUCGAGCUGCUCCGCCGAACAGGCAAGUUCAAGGGCACUGUCCGCGAGCAAGUAGGAUCUGCAGGCUCUGCCGACCAGACGGACUCGACCAUCCCAUCCCCUUCUCCCUCUGUCGACCCGCCACCCCGUCCACAACCGGCGAGGACCAACGAGCAACAUCACUACCUCCAGUCUUCCCUUUCGGAGACGUCGCUGGGACUAGCGGAUACGGGGCUGGGCAUGGCGAUGGCAAGGGUGUAUGCUGAGUAUUUUGGAGGAAGCCUGAACUUCAGGAGUUUGGAUGGACACGGGAUGGAUGUGUACUAUAGGGUGGCGAAGUUGGGGACUAACCAGGAGGGAGUGAAGAAUUAGGCGUGGAUCGAGAGCGGAUGGACGGGAAGUUUACCAACGCUAUGGUAACAGAAGGGGAAAGCGCGUGCGCAUUCUUGUACUUGUAUCGCACACAAAGAAAGCAUAAAGUCGAAGAGGUGACGAUGGUGAUGAUGCUACUGUUGUUACACUGCAAUUGGGCAUGGUAUCAUGGCGGA
This is a messenger RNA of Jaminaea rosea, 2206 nucleotides long. RefSeq lists its product as hypothetical. Lineage: Eukaryota; Fungi; Basidiomycota; Exobasidiomycetes; Microstromatales. The transcript is spliced from 3 exons. Gene Ontology annotation, cellular component: mitochondrion. The record is from RefSeq and is a predicted model, not a curated record. Gene Ontology annotation, biological process: protein phosphorylation; regulation of glucose metabolic process. The coding region runs from base 39 to 2030 and encodes 663 amino acids. Gene Ontology annotation, molecular function: pyruvate dehydrogenase (acetyl-transferring) kinase activity.